Molecule: messenger RNA, 2595 nt
Organism: Trematomus bernacchii (emerald rockcod)
Lineage: Eukaryota; Metazoa; Chordata; Actinopteri; Perciformes; Nototheniidae
Gene: exo1
Product: exonuclease 1
Exons: 14
Coding region: 110-2443 (777 amino acids)
Biological process (GO): DNA recombination; mismatch repair
Cellular component (GO): nucleus
Molecular function (GO): metal ion binding; 5'-flap endonuclease activity; DNA binding
Source: RefSeq, a predicted model, not a curated record
CUAAAACCAAACUCGCUCCAGUUUCUGCCGUUCCAAGCUGCCUGAAUGUUUUGAUUAAAAAUAACUAAAAUAAUUUCAGAAUCAGCGUGGCUGAAAUCACCAGCUGAAUAUGGGGAUCUCUGGCCUGCUGCAGUUCAUCAAAGAUGCUGGAGAGCCUAUCAGCGUGAAAAAAUACAAAGGCCAGACCGUGGCAGUGGACACAUACUGUUGGCUGCACAAAGGAGCCUUUUCUUGUGCUGAGAAGCUCGCUAAAGGAGAACCAACUGACCAGUAUGUGUGGUACUGCAUGAAAUUUGUGGACAUGCUGUUGAACUUCGGUGUCAAACCAGUUUUGGUGUUUGAUGGACGCAAUCUGCCGUCAAAGCGAGAGGUGGAAAAGGCUAGAAGAGAGCGCAGAGAAAGCAACCUUCAGAAAGGCCGGCAGCUGCUACGUGAAGGCAAACUGUCUGAAGCCAGGGACUGUUUCACUCGCUGUGUGAACAUCACCCCCCCAAUGGCUCAUAACCUUAUUAAGGUUGCAAGGGCGAGAGGAGUGGACUGUUUGGUGGCUCCAUAUGAAGCUGAUGCUCAGUUAGCUUACCUUACCAAGAAUGGCUUGGCCCAGGCUGUCAUCACAGAGGACUCUGACCUGCUGGCAUUCGGCUGCAAGAAGGUGAUCCUCAAAAUGGACAAGCAGGGCAAUGGCCUGGAGAUCGACCAGGACAACAUGGGCCGCUGCCGCUCUCUUGGGAAUGUGUUCACCGAGGAGAAGUUUCGCCACAUGUGCAUCCUCUCUGGGUGCGACUAUCUGGCCUCCUUACAUGGCAUCGGCCUGGGCAAGGCCUGCAAGCUGCUCCGACUGGCCAAAGACCCAGAUAUCCUCAAGGUGAUCAGGAAGUUGGGUCAGUACCUGAAGAUGAACAUCACCGUCCCAGAAGAAUACAUUGAGGGAUUCAUCAGAGCCAACAACACCUUCCUCUACCAGCUGGUGUUUGAUCCUGUCAAGAGGAAGGUGAUUCCCCUCAACCCGUACCCAGAGCACAUGGACCCGGCCACCCUCAGCUACGCUGGACUUAAUCUAGGAGAUGACAAAGGCUCGCAGAUGGCCCUGGGAAACCUUGACAUCAACACCUUGGAGAGGAUAGACGACUUCAGCCCAGACAAACCCAUUCAGCAGCUUUCUAAACCCCGCAGUCGCAGCUGGAACAGCUCAGCAGCCCCCACUGGGCCCAGUAUCUGGAGUGGAGGCCUAAAGGCAGCAUGUGUUGCCCCGCCCCGGCCUGCUGCCUCCCCAGACAGGCCGUCCUCCACCAGGGGGAAGGAAAGAGUCGUCAGCCUGGUCGGUCUGAGGCUUCCCUGCAGAGAGCUGCAGGUGAAGAGACCCAGAGAAGACUCUAGUGUAUCGGACCAGGAUGUGCUGCAGCAAUACUCGUCCCCCACUCAGAAGAGAUCCAGGUCAGACCAGCUUCCAGAGAAGCCAACAAUAACCAGGCCCCGCAACCGAUUCGCCACCCUGCUGCAGAGGAGGAACCAGGAGCCUGAGGAGGACGGCCAGGCCACAUGCAGCAGAUUCUUCAGCAGUUGUAGCUCAGCAGCCAGUGUCAGCAUGAAGGAGUCUGCUCGGGAGGAUCUGCCUCAGGAUGUGGAGCCCACAGCUGUGAAUCAGGACAGUUCUCCAAACAACCAGACCAAUGACAGCGACGAUCCUGACAUUCCGUCAGUUGACACCCCCAGCCCACCUCCAUCGCCUAGCACCACAUCUCCCAGUUCAGCCAGUCAGGGACUCAAGCUGUUCCGCUGGUCUGGCAGCUCAUGUUCUGCUGAUCAGAAAACACCUCAGUCUUCUGCAGGCCUGGCCGCCCUGCAGCAGUUUCACUACAAGAAGGAGAGUUCUUCUUCGUCUACAAAGACACACAGAUCCUCUGGAGACACGUCACUCCCUCCUCCUUCUCCCACUGACCCAGACCCAGAGGAAAAGGAGGACCUCCCGGAUUCACCCCCUUCUCAAGACAGCGCCUACUUUAGCCAGUCCCAGCCUCACCCCACUUCCUGCCACAAAGAGGAAGUCCUCACCUGCAACCUCUCCUCCUCCUACCAGGAGGAAGCUGAAAUCAACUCAAGUAAAGAUUCUGAGUCAGAGCAAAGUCCCGCCCACUCAGCAGAAGCAGAUAAGAGACCUGACAUGCUCAGACCAAAGGUUUCAGGUCUAUCGCGGCCAAAGUCCAGCAGCCAAAGUCCAGCUGCAAAGGCGCGGACGUUGGGCCCCGCCAGGGCCAGUGGACUGAGGAGAAAGCCUGUGGGUUCUGGGAAAAACACCUCCAAUAACGAGAACAACCCGGGUGUGCAGGCCACCAUCAGCAACCUGUGGAAGAACUUCAGCUUCAAAAAAGAUAGCCAGAAGAGGACUGCCUGUCAGAAAGGAGAGCCCAUGUCUCCUGUCAAACUCAACCUCAGCUGGACAUGAACUCUACCCCCAGCUUCUAAAGGAAGCUUUGAGUGUUUUACUAAGAGCAGUGUGUGGAAGAGAAUCUUUUAUCAUCAUACCGUGUAUGUUAAUGAUUUUUCAUCAACCUAUGUUUUGAAUGUAUAGUUUUAAAUAAAGCAACUGUAAUCUGA